AUGGGCUUCAGUCCCCCCUGCCUUAAAAUCAUAAUUGUGGAUGAAAGUAAUCUAAGUGGCUGCACUUUUGAUGAUGGUCCGGGGGCCUGUGAUUACCACCAGGAUCUGUAUGAUGACUUUGAAUGGGUACAUGUCAGUGCUCAAGAGCCUCAUUAUCUGCCCCCUGAGAUGCCUCAAGGUUCUUAUAUGAUAGUGGACUCUUCAGAUCACGACCCUGGAGAAAAAGCCAGACUUCAGCUGCCUACAAUGAAGGAGAAUGACACUCACUGCAUUGAUUUCAGUUACCUAUUAUAUAGCCAGAAAGGGCUGAAUCCUGGCACUUUGAACAUACUAGUUAGGGUGAAUAAAGGACCUCUUGCCAAUCCAAUUUGGAACGUGACUGGAUUCACGGGUAGAGAUUGGCUUCGGGCUGAGCUAGCAGUGAGCACCUUUUGGCCCAAUGAAUAUCAGGUAAUAUUUGAAGCUGAAGUCUCAGGAGGGAGAAGUGGUUAUAUUGCCAUUGAUGACAUCCAAGUACUGAGUUAUCCUUGUGAUAAAUCUCCUCAUUUCCUCCGUCUAGGGGAUGUAGAGGUCAACGCAGGGCAGAAUGCUACAUUUCAGUGUAUUGCUACAGGGAGAGACGCUGUGCAUAACAAGUUAUGGCUGCAGAGACGAAAUGGAGAAGAUAUACCCGUAGCCCAGACUAAGAACAUCAAUCACAGAAGAUUUGCUGCUUCCUUUAGAUUGCAAGAAGUGACAAAAACUGACCAGGAUUUGUAUCGCUGUGUAACUCAGUCAGAACGAGGCUCUGGUGUGUCCAAUUUUGCUCAACUUAUUGUGAGAGAACCGCCAAGACCCAUCGCUCCUCCUCAACUGCUUGGUGUUGGGCCUACAUAUUUGCUCAUUCAACUAAAUGCUAACUCGAUCAUCGGUGAUGGUCCCAUUAUCCUGAAAGAAGUAGAGUACCGAAUGACAUCAGGAUCCUGGACAGAAACCCAUGCAGUCAAUGCUCCAACUUAUAAAUUAUGGCAUUUAGAUCCAGAUACUGAAUAUGAGAUCCGUGUCCUGCUUACGAGACCUGGCGAAGGUGGAACAGGACUGCCAGGACCUCCAUUAAUCACCAGAACCAAAUGUGCAGCCCUUAUAUACUCAUCAAGCAUUAUGUUGGAAUAUCUGAAAAUUGAAAACGAAAACUGUGAGAUCUGUGAAGAUAUCAGCUAUAGCAGCAUAAGAUCAUUUGAUCCUGCAGUUCCGGUGGCUGGACCUCCCCAGACUGUAUCAAAUUUAUGGAACAGCACACACCAUGUGUUUAUGCAUCUCCACCCUGGAACCACAUACCAGUUUUUCAUAAGAGCCAGCACAGUCAAAGGCUUUGGUCCAGCCACAGCCAUCAAUGUGACCACCAAUAUCUCAGCUCCAACUUUACCUGACUAUGAAGGAGUUGAUGCCUCUCUCAAUGAAACUGCCACCACAAUAACUGUAUUGUUGAGACCAGCACAAGCCAAAGGUGCUCCUAUCAGUGCUUAUCAGAUUGUUGUGGAGGAGCUGCACCCACACCGCACCAAGAGAGAGGCUGGAGCCAUGGAAUGCUACCAGGUUCCUGUCACCUACCAAAAUGCCAUGAGCGGGGGUGCACCCUAUUACUUCGCUGCGGAACUACCCCCAGGGAAUCUACCUGAGCCUGCCCCAUUCACAGUGGGCGACAACAGGACCUAUCAAGGCUUUUGGAACCCCCCUUUGGCUCCACGCAAAGGAUACAACAUCUAUUUCCAGGCAAUGAGUAGUGUGGAGAAGGAAACUAAAACCCAGUGUGUACGAAUUGCUACAAAAGCAGCAGCAACAGAAGAACCAGAAGUGAUUCCAGAUCCUGCCAAGCAGACAGACAGAGUGGUGAAAAUAGCAGGAAUUAGUGCUGGAAUUUUGGUGUUCAUCCUCCUCCUCCUUGUUGUCAUAUUAAUUGUAAAAAAGAGCAAGCUUGCUAAAAAACGCAAAGAUGCUAUGGGGAACACCCGGCAAGAGAUGACUCAUAUGGUGAAUGCUAUGGAUCGAAGUUAUGCUGAUCAGAGCACUUUGCACGCAGAGGAUCCUCUUUCCAUCACCUUCAUGGAUCAACAUAAUUUUAGUCCAAGAUAUGAGAACCACAGCGCCACAGCAGAGUCCAGUCGCCUUCUAGAUGUUCCUCGCUACCUCUGCGAGGGGACGGAAUCCCCUUACCAAACGGGACAGCUGCACCCAGCCAUCAGGGUAGCCGACUUACUGCAGCACAUUAAUCUCAUGAAGACAUCGGACAGCUAUGGGUUCAAAGAGGAGUAUGAGAGCUUCUUUGAAGGACAGUCAGCAUCUUGGGAUGUAGCUAAAAAAGAUCAAAAUAGAGCAAAAAACAGAUAUGGAAACAUUAUAGCAUAUGAUCACUCCAGGGUAAUUUUGCAACCUGUUGAGGAUGAUCCUUCUUCAGAUUACAUUAAUGCCAACUAUAUCGAUGGCUACCAGAGACCAAGUCACUACAUUGCAACUCAAGGCCCAGUUCAUGAAACAGUAUAUGAUUUCUGGAGAAUGAUCUGGCAAGAACAGUCUGCCUGCAUUGUGAUGGUUACAAAUUUAGUUGAGGUUGGCCGGGUUAAAUGCUAUAAAUAUUGGCCUGAUGAUACAGAAGUUUAUGGUGACUUCAAAGUAACUUGCGUAGAAAUGGAGCCACUUGCUGAAUAUGUUGUUAGGACAUUUACCCUGGAAAGGAGGGGAUACAGUGAAAUCCGUGAAGUUAAACAGUUCCAUUUUACGGGCUGGCCUGACCAUGGAGUGCCGUACCAUGCCACGGGGCUGCUUUCCUUCAUCCGGCGAGUCAAGUUAUCCAACCCUCCCAGUGCCGGCCCCAUCGUUGUGCAUUGCAGUGCUGGUGCUGGACGAACGGGCUGUUACAUUGUGAUUGACAUCAUGCUGGACAUGGCUGAAAGAGAAGGUGUUGUUGACAUCUACAACUGUGUCAAAGCCUUAAGAUCUCGUCGUAUCAAUAUGGUCCAGACAGAAGAACAGUACAUUUUUAUUCAUGAUGCAAUUUUAGAAGCCUGCUUAUGUGGAGAAACUGCUAUACCUGUCUGUGAAUUUAAAGCUGCGUAUUUUGAUAUGAUUAGAAUAGACUCCCAGACUAACUCUUCACAUCUCAAAGAUGAAUUUCAGACUCUGAAUUCAGUCACCCCUCGACUACAAGCUGAAGAUUGCAGUAUAGCGUGCCUGCCAAGGAACCAUGACAAGAACCGUUUCAUGGACAUGCUGCCACCUGACAGAUGUCUGCCUUUUUUAAUUACAAUUGAUGGGGAGAGCAGUAACUACAUCAAUGCUGCUCUUAUGGAUAGCUACAGACAACCAGCUGCUUUCAUCGUCACCCAAUACCCUCUGCCAAACACUGUGAAAGACUUCUGGAGAUUAGUGUAUGAUUAUGGCUGUACCUCCAUUGUGAUGCUAAAUGAAGUCGACUUGUCCCAGGGCUGCCCUCAGUACUGGCCAGAAGAAGGGAUGCUACGAUACGGCCCUAUCCAAGUGGAAUGUAUGUCUUGUUCAAUGGAUUGUGAUGUGAUCAACCGGAUUUUUAGGAUAUGCAACCUAACAAGACCCCAGGAAGGUUAUCUGAUGGUGCAGCAGUUUCAGUAUCUCGGGUGGGCUUCUCAUCGAGAAGUGCCUGGCUCCAAACGGUCAUUUUUGAAACUGAUACUGCAGGUGGAGAAAUGGCAGGAGGAAUGCGAGGAAGGGGAAGGCCGGACGAUCAUCCACUGCCUAAACGGUGGCGGGCGAAGCGGCAUGUUUUGUGCUAUAGGCAUCGUUGUUGAAAUGGUGAAACGGCAAAAUGUCGUCGAUGUUUUCCAUGCGGUAAAGACACUAAGGAACAGCAAACCAAACAUGGUGGAAGCCCCGAAUGAAGUUCCUAUGAUGCUACUGGAAUCAAUCAGGGCUCAUAAAAUCAGAACACAGCUUACAAAAUAA
Messenger RNA from Propithecus coquereli (Coquerel's sifaka), 3954 nucleotides. RefSeq names its product protein tyrosine phosphatase, receptor type, K (gene PTPRK). The record is from RefSeq and is a predicted model, not a curated record. Gene Ontology annotation, biological process: protein dephosphorylation. Gene Ontology annotation, cellular component: membrane. Gene Ontology annotation, molecular function: protein binding; protein tyrosine phosphatase activity. Lineage: Eukaryota; Metazoa; Chordata; Mammalia; Primates; Indriidae. The coding region runs from base 1 to 3954 and encodes 1317 amino acids. The transcript is spliced from 29 exons.